CAGGUAAUUCUGACAUCUCUGUCAUCUCAGCUUUGAUAUCUAUUGAUUAUUCUUUUUGCAUUGUCUUAAAAAUCUUUCUAGUUCUUACUAUGAUGAAUGGUUUUCUAUUGAAACCUAGACGUUUUGUCAUUAUGUUCUGAGACUCUGGAUGUUAUUUAAAUCUGCUUCCACUGUCUUUUUCUGACACUGCUUUGGCAGGGGAAUAGGGACUGCCUCCUUAUUACUGCCAGGUAGACCUAGAACUCCAGGUCCCAUACUCAGCCUUCAUUGACACCCAAGGGAAGGAGAUCCUUGUUACUGUCAGAUGAGGGUGGAAGUCCAGGCUCCCCAUAUGGUCUCCACUGACAUAGCUAGAGUAGGGGUGAAGACAUGUUACCAACCAGGAGGGUGGAAGUCCUGACUCCCUACUUGGCUGCCCUUACAAAUACCUUGGUUGUCAGGAGCAAGGGACUCUUCAUUAUGGCCUUCUGAGGUGGAAGCCAAGGCUCCCCAUUUGGCUCUUGCUUGUGUGGGCAGUGGUAGGGCCAGUGAUUUCUGUGGUGAUUGGCUGCAGUAGACUAGCUAUUGUCAAAACCUGUCUUGCUAAGGCUGCCCCUUUCUCCUUCCUUUAACUAGAGUGAACAAGCUUUGGAGGUGGCUUUUUUUUGUCUCUGCCAAUUGACAUUUCCAGAUUGCUGGAUUCUCUUCAGCUCUAAAUCUGGGAUAUAUUAAGCAAAAAGAAAACCCAGAGAACUCAGCACUUUGUCGUUCCUUGUGCCCCAAGGUCCCUAGCUGGUCACCUUCUCUACUUUUCAGAGUCUUCCUAUAUUUUAUAUAUAAUAUCCAGAGUUUUUAGUUGUAGUUAGUGCAAAUAAUAGGGAAAAAUACUCCUACUCUAUCUUCCUAGAAGUGGAAAUUUCCAAAUUUACAUUUUUAAACUAUUUAAACAGUUGGACCAAAUAUAUAACCACCCUUUGGAAAAAUGUCACACACCUUCUAUAUAAUGUGAUAUAUUUUGCAUAAUAUUGUGCUCACAAGGACUGCUAGAAAAUAACAUCUUUAUUUUAAUUUUUCUUAAUGUUUACUUAUUUUUGAAAGAGAGGCAGAGUGUGAGCAGAGGAGGGACAGAGAGAGAGGCAGACAGACAGAAUCUGAAGCAGGCUUCAAGCUCUGAGCUGUCAGCAUAGAGUCCCAUAAGGGACUCGAACCCAUGAACUGUGAGAUCAUGAUCUGAGCCAAAGUUGGAUGCUUACCCAGCUGAGCCACCCAGGUGCCCCAACAUCUUUAUUUUAACUGAAAUUCAUUGUUCAUAUUAUUAAUGAAAGCUUUUCCCUCUAGGAGAUAAUGCUAAAGGUGUCCAAGGCUCCUGACCAGUGAACAAAGAUUUGAGAAAGACAGCCAAGCUCAUGUUUUCUCCUGAUCAAGAAAAUCAUCCAUCCAAAGCACCAGUAAAAUAUGGUGAACUCAUUGUCUUAGGGUAUAAUGGAUCUCUCCCAAACGGCGAUAGAGGAAGAAGGAAAAGUAGGUUUGCUUUGUUUAAAAGACCUAAGGCAAAUGGGGUGAAGCCCAGCACUGUGCAUAUUGCUUGUACUCCUCAGGCUGCAAAGGCAAUAAGCAACAAGGACCAGCACAGCAUAUCGUAUACCUUAUCUCGGGCCCAGACAGUAGUGGUUGAAUAUACUCAUGACAGCAACACUGAUAUGUUUCAGGAGAAGGCUGCCAAAUGGAAGACAUCAGAUGGGCAGAUGGAUGGUUUGACCACUAAUGGCGUUCUUGUUAUGCAUCCACGCAAUGGGUUCACAGAAGACUCCAAGCCUGGAAUAUGGAGAGAAAUAUCAGUGUGUGGAAAUGUGUUCAGCCUGCGGGAAACCAGAUCAGCUCAGCAGAGAGGAAAAAUGGUGGAAAUUGAAACCAAUCAAUUACAAGAUGGCUCAUUAAUUGACCUCUGCGGUGCAACAUUGCUGUGGCGUACUGCAGAAGGCCUUUCCCACACUCCUACAGUGAAGCAUUUAGAAGCUUUAAGACAGGAAAUCAAUGCAGCACGACCUCAGUGCCCUGUCGGGUUCAACACACUAGCGUUUCCUAGUAUGAAGAGGAAAGAUGUUGUUGAUGAAAAACAACCAUGGGUAUAUCUAAACUGCGGCCAUGUGCAUGGCUAUCAUAACUGGGGAAACAAAGAAGAACGUGAUGGAAAAGAUCGUGAAUGUCCCAUGUGUAGGUCUGUUGGUCCCUAUGUCCCUCUGUGGCUUGGAUGUGAAGCUGGAUUUUAUGUGGACGCCGGCCCUCCAACCCAUGCGUUCAGCCCAUGCGGGCAUGUGUGUUCAGAAAAGACAACUGCCUAUUGGUCCCAGAUCCCACUUCCUCAUGGUACUCAUACUUUUCACGCAGCCUGCCCCUUUUGUGCACAUCAGUUGGCUGGUGAACAAGGCUACAUCAGACUUAUUUUCCAAGGACCUCUAGACUAACAGACAGUUGUCCUCCAGGACUACAUUAUAAAUUUAUAAGCUAAGUGAGUUGGGUUUUCCAACCUGUUGUCCAUGUCACAGUUUCUCUGCUCUGGUCAUUUGCAUUAAGAUGAAGAAUUUUUUUAAACAUUUAUAAUAAAUAGCAACAAUUUCUGAUCAAAAAAUCUGGGAAACUCAAGAAAAGAAUUUCUGAAAGUACCAGACUUCUGAAUUCUGAGUUUUGAAAAUCUAUUUUGAGGAUAAAAAGACAUAGUCUAAUUUGUUGCCUUCCUUUUAGUGUUUUUGAAUCACCCAUCCUCAGUGUUGAAAAAUUGUUUUAUAUAACUGAGGGUACUGUUGGUUCAAACUAUGUUAGUUUACAGUUUGUUGCAAACAUUGUAAAAUACAGCAACGUGUAUAUUAACUUUUUUCUAUUUAUCUUUAUUAUAGAAAAUAUCUUCGAAUGUUCUUGAUAGAGUAGCAUGGUAACGAUGGUGUCACACUCUUGGUGUGAAUGGUAGUUUAGCGAGUAUAGCUCAAGGAUUUGCAAGCUUAGAAAGAAGGACAAGAGAGCCUCUCCCCACUCCCCUUCUAAAUAUGGAGUUUGGUAAAUUAGAAUACUUUGUAAAACCAAAUUCAUAUUAAUUACUAUUGUGUAAGAGCUGUUUGUUUUUAACCACGUUGAAUAUAAUCAGGAAAGUUCUUUUUCUUAAUGUUUCUCUCAAGUGUAGUAUAUAACGAAAACUUAAUGCUAAGAAACAUUUUAUAUGCUCCGUUGAAUAUGCAAUUUAAUCUAGAUUAUCUAUUUUUCUCCCAUGAUAACUAAUCUGUUUUUAGUACCAGCAACAUUUGGCAAGUUUAUUUUUUAGAUAUAAACUGUGGUUCAUCUGUUCACUGUUUCUAGAAAAAAAUCAUUCUCAUGAGAAAAAAGCAUAAAUUAACAAGGAAGAGAGUGACUUGAUUUGCUUUUAGAAAAAGAAAUGCUUAACUAAUUGAUUAUUCUGUAUGUGGUCUUCCCAGGCAUUAAGAAAUCUAGAAAGAGAUAAAGGGUUGAAUGACAACAGUGCCCCCUUUUUUUUAACCUAGCAGACCAGCCUUAACUGUGUGGGCUUUGAAUUCUAAGGAGAGUUGCCACCGUGUGACUCGAGGAAAUGUUUGGUUGGCAGAUGAGCACCAGUGACAGCCGAGUAGAGGAACAUACUUGCACGGUAUGUUUAUUCUCUAAUUCCAAUGAGUUCUUUGCUUCAAGAAGCAAGAAAAUGUUUCUUCACUCCCUCCCCUCCCCUUUUCAUAAUGUACCACAAGGGACGCAUAGACAGUUGCACUACAUCAAACCCUUUGUGACCUUGUAGAAAUCAGUACACUUUUAGAUUAGACAGGAUCUUUUUUUUUUUUUUAAUCUUCUGAUUUGUGUUCCUUUAGUUUGAAAGUUGUGUAAUACUUAAUUGACUCUAGCAAAUUUUUGUAUGUGGUAGUAUAGCUUUAAUUUAUCAUAACUAUUACUAUGCUGUUCUGAAUUUUCUUUUAGUUUAAAAAAAAAAAAACCUGUUGCUUAGAAGCCAUGAACUAUUUUUACUUUAAUUGAACUUGUCAGAAUUUCCUUGUUUUUAAAAAUGAUCAUUUGGGUUCACUCAGGAAAUGCAUGUCAGGAAACUUGUAUUAUAAGUUUACUAGUUGUGAUGUAUCAGUAACUGCUGUUAUCCCCUUUUCAAAGAAGUAUAAUUGAUUUUGAAGUUUUCCACAUAGUCACAUGCUUUGUGACUAAUGCAAGGAAAUCAAGUCCUGUGUUGUAUUUGUUCUAGUCAUUUCUAUUCAGGCUAUAUAUUGUAGCUAAUUUUUAUUUGCAAUUAAUUUAUUCAAACUAAGUAAAUACUUUUCAAAAUAGAUACUUGAAUUUGUCUCUGUGAGUUCAUUAUUGCAUAACUGAGAAUGGGAAACCAGACACAAAAACUUGUGGACAAAUCUACCUCUCCCCCACUUCAAAAAUACUCACUUUAAAUAGGUGAAGAAUUUGCAUUUAAUGUAACACUUUAAAUCGCUGGUCCUCUUGGGAAAGCAUCUCUUACUUAUUAAUAAAGGAACUUUGUGUAGUGGUUGAAUAAUUGAGGCUUUAGUUAAGUCCUGCUAGAGAGUUGGCUCUUUGCAAGUUGAAUACUAGACUGUUUACACAGUGCCUCGAUGUCCAUGAAAGGUCCACGUUCUUCUCAAAGUGCCUGAAUUUUCUCCUCCCAGCUAUGAAAAGUCUGAUUCAUUUUCUAUCAAAUUCAAGUUUUGAAAACUCAGGCUAUUUAAAUCAUUAGGUGUUUUUCUGUUCAAGCAUUUUGAAUAUUGGUUCCGUCAUUCUGCCUAUAUCUAAUGAAACACUUUUACUUACUCAGUUGUAUUAAGGGAAUGUCAGUAUUCUGGCCAAGGAGAAAAAGUUGCAUUUAGGUCUCCCAAAGGUAAUCUUUAUGGCUUAACUCUUUUAUGAAAGUGAUCUAAUUAUCUAAAUACUUCCUUAAUUUGUGUAGGGAAUUUCCUUCAUCUAACAUGUUAGGGUCAUGAAGCAAGAAAGAGUAAAUAUCCAGAAGGAGGAGUCUUUUACCAGGCUAUCUUCCUGAAGCUGUAAUUGCUUACUUCCAUCAUUUAAAAAACAUUCUGACACAUGCAAAAUAGUAUAGGGGUAAAUAAUCAUGUAAAUAAAUAUAUAAUUACAUCUAACAUGAAUACUGCUACUCUACUCCUCCCUCAGGAUACCUCAAGAACCAUGUGUGAUGCAUGACCUUCUGACAUAUAGACUGAGCAAGUGAGUGAGGGCACCAAUGAAAAUCCAUCCAUUAUUUCUUUAAAUUUAUAAGAUAAAUAUAAUUUUAACACUUUGGCCCCUCAUUGUGAUGGAUCAUUUUGUGGUAUCCCACCUUAGAGACCACUGGCCAAAAGAUGGGUGAUCCAUUCUUUUGUGUUUAUGUUCUAAGCAUUAACCCUGUAGCAAAUGAGAUUAUCAAAAUGCUGCUUACUGAACUGCAUUAUUCUUUCUGUCUCCUACUCCCACUUUCAGAAGUAAGUAUGCUUUUAGUCCAUGCCCUCAAGUUUUAUCCACGAAUUCUUGCAACAGAUAUCUGAAUAUCUACUAUGCACCAAGCCUUGUUCUAAACUUUGGGUGAUUUAACAAGAAAAAAAUCCCUGCCUUCACGGAGCUCAUAUUUUAGUGGGGAAGAUAGAAAUGAGUAAGAAAAAUAGAAGAUACAGCAUGAUAGUGAAGAGUGUUGAAGGGACAAAUAAAGCAGGGAAGGGAGAUACAAAAUGUUUUAUGUGAUGUGUGUGGAAUGUUUGCAGUAUUAAGUAGGAAGGCAAGGGAAAGCCACAUCUAGGAGAUUAUUUGGGCAGAAGAAGUAGCAAUUGCAAAAAUCUUGAAGUAAAAGUGUGCUUGGAAUAUUUCUGUAAUAGCAAAACACCAGUGUAGCCAUAUAGGGUGAAAGGCCAAAAAGGAAAAGUGAUAGAGAUAAGUGGGGUGUGGGGAUGAAACUAGAUCAUGAAGGGCCUCCUGAGGCUUGGCUUUUAUUCUCAGUGAGACGGGGGCAACAGGAGGAUUUUGAGCAAGGAAGUGACAUGAUCUGACUUCUAUUUUAAUAGAUGCAAAUAGACCAAAGUGAUAGUGGGGAGACCAGUUAGACCAUCACAGUAACCCUGGAAAGAAAUGAUGGUGGCAUGGAUCAAAGUGGUGGCAAUGGGGCUGGUCUGAAAAGUGGACAGAAUCGAUAUAUUUUGAAGGCAGAGCUGACAAUAUUUGCUGGCAGAUCAAAUAUGGGUUGUAAAAGAAGAGGAGUCAAUGACUCGGCUCAUCUAGCCUGAGCAACUAGAAGAAUAGAAUUACUGUUUGAAGUGGAGAUUAUGAAAAUAAAAGUUUGGGGGGAGGGUGCAUUGCUUGUGGAAUCAGGAACUUAGCCUUGGACGGACAUUAGAUGGAGACUCCCUGUUAGACAAGUUAUUUGCCAAAGGUAAACUGUCUCUGCUUUUUUAAGGUGCUGUCAAAGUUCUUAAACCAUCAUGAUCAAUGUUCUCCAUAUACACUGUGCUGCCUUAGAAACAAAAAAGUAUUUCUCCUGAUUAAUGGCAAACUUCCUUUCACUGAAAUAGAGAGUUGGGACACCUCUCAUGUUUCUCUUUGUUUCAGCUGCCUUCUGAGGAAAUGAAGUUCUGUUUUCAACUACAGUAACUUCCUUUAGCCAAUGUAUCCUAAUACAGUUUUUCUCCCUUCUCAUUCAUGUACAUCUUUUUCCUUAGGUCUUGCCUUAAAAAAAAAAAAAAGUCCUAUUUUAUUGAAUCUUAAUAUGUUGCUGUUUCAAAUUCUUUCUGACCGUGGCAAAGCACAAGUUGUGUUUGGUUUUUUAAAAUCUUUUUAAUAUGCAGGUGUUGAUGGAAAACAAAGAAUUCUUGAACCUCUCUCUAAGUCCAGCUUCCCUUAAAGAAAUAUGCCUGUACUGGAUAAUACUGUCAGCAGAAAAUGGAGUAAAUAAGAUAAGAGUUUUCCUAGUAAGUGUUGUAAAGCAUCACAUCCAAAUCCAAACAUUCUCUUAAAUGAUAUGAUGCGAAUGCUGGUGUCUUCAGGCUGACAUUAGAUUGUAAAUUCAGCUAUGUAUGUUAAACCACAGCGUAAAAUAAAUUCCUCACAGCUAACAUUUGAGUAUUUGUUAUGUGUCAAGCUCUGUUCUAAAUACACAAUUUUAAGUAUAUUAAUUAAAGCUCAAAACAGCCCUGUGAGGUAGGAACUCUUGUCUCCUUUUCACAACAAAAACCAGGCACAGCAUUAUCUAGGAACUUGCCCGAGGUUCAUAUGGCUCAUGAGUGCAAGAGUUGGAAUUUGAACCUUGGAAGUCUUGCUCCAUACCUGUGUAUGCAACUACCAUAUUUGCUCCUUCCCCCUUUUUCACUGAGUGGGAUCUGAAGUCUAUGUCUUGCACAGUUUUUAAAAAAUGAUUUAAGGUAGCAAACCAAAAUUGUAAGUAACUAAGAAGAUUAAACAUCAAAAUUUUUUAAAAGAAUAACAACAAAAAAGGUUUGGUAUUAUAACAAAAGAAGAUAGAACCAGAAGUGGCAUGAAUAGAUUUAAUGAAGACCUAUAAACUUGCUAAAUGUGAGCCACAAAUCAAUUUAGCACAAAGGUGUUCGCAGGUUAAACAUGAUUAGUUAUAAGAUCCAUGCAGCUGCCUGGAAGGUAGCAACAAAUUCACUGAUGCAGAAACUCAUGAUCAUUUCUAGUCCUGCAACCAGAAAAAUUCACAUCCAGGAUGUAGUAGCAUUACUUCAUAUAGGUGGAUUCAUGAAGUAUUUGUCUUUUUGUGACUGGCUUGUUCCACUUAACAUAAUGUCCUCGAGGUUCAUCCAUAUUAAUGCCUAUUGCAAAAUUUCCUUUUUUAAGGCUGAAUUGUAUUCCAGAGUAUGUAUAUACUAUUUUUUCUUUAUUAAUUCACCUGUUGGGCAUUUGGAUUGUUUCCAUGCCUUGGCUCCGAGGGGAUAGUGCCACAGUGGACACGAGAGUGCUAAUUAUUUGUUCAAGACCCUCAUUUCAAUUCUCUUGGGUAACUACCCAGAAAUGAAUGGGAUGGCUGGAUAAUAUGGUAGUUAUAUUUUUAAUUUCUUGAGGAAUUAAAAAAAAAUUUUUUUUUUUGUUUUCCUAGGGGCUGCACCAUUUUGCAUUCCCACCAGUACUGUGCAAGGGUUCCAAUUGCUCUACAUCCUUGCCAACACUUUGUUGUCUUUUGUAUUUUGAAAAUAGUCAACCUGACAUGUGAAAUGACAUCUCAUUGUGGCUUUGAUUUGCAUUCCCUGAUGAUUAGUGACAUUGAACAUUUUUCAUAUACUUGUUGGCCAUUUGUAUAUCUUCAAAGAACUAGAUAUUCGAGUCCUUAGCCCAUUUUUUAAUUGAGUUACUAGGGUGUUUUACUAUUGAGUUCUAAGAGUUUCUUAUAUAUUUUGGAGAUUAAGUCCUUAUCGGAUAUGGUUUGCAAAUAAACUCUCUUAUUCCACAGGUUGUCUUUUCGUUUUGUUGUUUACUUUGCUGUGCAAAGCUUUUGAGUCCCACUUGUUGAUUUUUGCUUUUGUUGCCUGUGCUUUUGGUGUCCUGUCUGCUGCUUCCCCACGUUAACACACUGAAGGAAUUCUUUCCCGAGCGGAUGAGCUAUCAUGGCCUGUCAGAAACUAUUUCUUAGGUAAUUGUAGGAAACUGUUAGAACUCUGAACCAUUAAGCUACCAAAACACUCUGUAAGUAGGAGCAUUAACAAAAGCAGUCAAAAGAAUGAAGUUUGCGAAGCUAUUUGAUCAGAAAAUGUGUCGUUAUUGGCUGAAAAGAUAAAAAUGGAAGACAUGGAGACAUUGCCAAAAGUGACAAUAAGUAGGUGACUUGGCAACAAGAAGAAGCCCAUAGAUGAUGCCAGAAGAGAACAAAAAAAGAUUCUCCUGGAGAAAAGAGAAGGAAUAUCGACCAUAGCCUCAAAGCAUGUCAUCCAGACUUGAAAGCCUAUCAUCGGUCCAAAAGGCACAAAAAGCAAUCCAAGAUUGAAAGGGAAAACUAAAGUCUGUCUGCCUUGGAAUUUCCUGAAGUUCUACUGUAUCUUAUUACUGUGUAGCUGUUAAUAAAAAUAUAGAAUAUGAAA
Molecule: messenger RNA, 9056 nt
Organism: Panthera uncia (snow leopard)
Lineage: Eukaryota; Metazoa; Chordata; Mammalia; Carnivora; Felidae
Gene: PELI1
Product: pellino E3 ubiquitin protein ligase 1
Exons: 5
Coding region: 1386-2444 (352 amino acids)
Biological process (GO): regulation of Toll signaling pathway; protein K48-linked ubiquitination
Molecular function (GO): ubiquitin protein ligase activity; protein binding
Source: RefSeq, a predicted model, not a curated record